AUGAACACGCCCAUAUCGCCCUCUUCCACACAAUCGCCUCCCGACGUCGCUAUGGCAGCCGACGCCGCUGCCACCUCCGCCUCCGCCCCACACAACGCCGCUGCCGCCGCCGCCGCCGCAGUUCCUCCGACCGAUAAUUCUAAUUGCGAUGGCCAGAAGCCUAGCUGUAGCACCUGCACGAGGCUGGGACAUGAUUGCGCCUACGAUGAAGUGCGGAGGAAAAGCGGCCCCAAGAGGGGGUACGUCAAGGCAUUGGAGGAGCGGUUGAAACAAGUCGAGACUCUCUUGAAAACACAAGACCUCCCAGCGACCACCGCAACCUCCUCAGCGCCCAGCAUACCUGUGAUAUCCCCUCAAGGCCGGUCCGGCUCACAGACCGACCAGGGAGCCACAGCCUCGGCGGCGGCGACUGCCAACAUGAAGAUCAACGACCCUGCCAUAAGCAUAGCCAAGAGUCAAGAUGUAGACCGUUGGAAUUUCACAUCAGAAUCGCCGCCUCAGCCGGGUUCUAUAGACGAUUUCAACUUCAACAGCAGAUUGGCCGUAAACAUGGGUGAUAAUGAUUCUAACUUCACCUGGGAGAUGAUCGGGCUGGGGCUUGAAGAGCCCCUGCCACCACAAGAUACGAUCGAUGAGCUGCAUCAAAUAUACUUUGAAAAGAUACAUCCGUCCAUGCCCAUGAUACAUAAGUAUCGGUAUCUUGCCGCAAUGAACCUGGCUCCCAGCAAUAGGCCACCCGUGUGCUUGCGUUAUGCUAUUUGGACUCUGGCCUGCUCAGUAGCAGACAAGUAUGCCGAUCUCAAGGACCUCUUUUACCAGCGUUCCCGCAAGUAUAUUGAGGCCGAUUAUAUGAAGGGCUUUGGGGAGCAUAUUAUAUGUGUGGCACACACACAAACACAUACAUUGCUUGCUUCAUACGAGCUCAAAAUGAUGUAUUUUCCAAGGGCAUGGAUGAGCACCGGUGCCGCGGUGCGGCUGUCGCAGAUGAUUGGUCUGCACAGACUUGAUGGGGCAGGGCUCGACGUCAAGCAAUGCCUGCCGCCGCCACGGGACUGGACAGAACGGGAAGAAAGGCGCCGGACAUUUUGGGUGGCCUUUACUCAGGAUCGAUAUGCUAGCAUCGGGACCGGCUGGCCCAUGACUAUUGACGAGAAGGACAUCUUGACCAAUCUGCCGGCCUCAGAUGAAGCGUUCGACAUGAGCCGGCCAGAGCAGUCCAUGACCCUAACGGAAGCAAUGAGUCCCUCAGGGGCGGCUAAACUGAAUUCAUUUGGCGGCAUCAUUCUAAUGGCCUCACUAUUCGGCCGCAAUCUCACUCACCUUCACCGACCCGACGAGGAAGACAACGAUCAUGAUUUGAACGGGGAGUUCUGGAAAAGGCACCGGGCAAUGGAUAACAUUCUACUCAACACGUCAUUGUGUCUUCCACCGCACCUGAAGCUCCCACUAGGGUUGCAGAACCCGAACGUGGUGUACACAAACAUGUGUAUACAUACCUCUACGAUCUGCCUGCACCAAGCUGCCAUUUUCAAGUCUGAAAAGAAUCGACUACCGCCAUCAGUUAGUGCCGAAAGCAAAGUCCGCUGCAUUACAGCCGCCAACGAAAUAGCGAGCAUCAUGCGGAUGGUUUCACAUUUGGACUUGUCUGCGAUGAACCCUUUUCUUUCCUUCUGUCUAUACGUCUCCUCGCGGGUGUUUGUGCAAUACUUGAAGAGCCGUCCGGACGAUAGCCAAUCAUCAGACUCGUUACGCUUUUUAUUAGCGGCAAUGAAUGCACUGAAACGAAAGAACCCGUUGACAGAAUCGUUUCUGGUACAGCUGGACGUGGAUUUGGAAGCUUUGACGGCGCGGAUACCGAAGCUCAAGGGCAAAUUUACGCGGAGUGCUGAGAGUACCACGUCGGGAAGCCAGCCUCUGAAUAAAUUCCGACAUGGGGCCACAUGCGAAGAAGGCCCCGCAGACCACGGAAUCCUCGCGUAUAAAAAUGAUUGCUUCGUCUUCAAGGCCGGUCUGGACGACACGAGCAACCCGGCUGAAAGACCGGAUCUUGUCGACGACGAACCAGGCCGAGACCGCCUGUGGAUGACGACGGCCGACGUCCAUAUCAUGCAGCCGCCGCGGGCCCGGGAGAGCUGUCAGAGCAAUUCGAGCACCAGCGGGCACGUACCGGUCAUCAGUCUGACGCCGAACUCGCCGCGGCUGUACAAUGCCAGCAACGGGUCCAGCAUGUCCUUUGGGCAAGGCGACGAGCAGGAGAACUCACCUAACCAGGGAUCGAAUCAUCAAACGCCAAACUCGGGUGGCACGCCGAGCGAGCAACACCAUCAGCAGUCGCAGCGGCAAAGAGCGGGGAGCUUUGCGCCGGCAAGCCAGGGAUCUUACGAUGCGAGCCCUAUCAUGGCGGAUCAGGCAGCGCCGCCGGGAUUUUUUGGUACGCCGACGCACAACUUUUCGGCGCUGGCGGCGGGAAUAUCUAUAGGGGGCGCCGGCAGUGGGCCGGAGGGGUUUGGAGUGUCUUCUGGCUGGGGCAUGCCAGCGACAACAGGACGACAUCCACAUCAGCAGCAGCAGCAACAGCAACAACAACAGGAACAGCAGCAGCAGCACGCAGGAAUGCCCAUCUCGGAUAGAGUUUUGCGGAAUUUGGUGCAGAUGGCUCCCAUGGAAACAAUGGAUUUUGGGUGGGAUGCAAAUUCUUCGACAUUGUGA
Molecule: messenger RNA, 2709 nt
Organism: Pyricularia pennisetigena
Lineage: Eukaryota; Fungi; Ascomycota; Sordariomycetes; Magnaporthales; Pyriculariaceae
Exons: 6
Coding region: 1-2709 (902 amino acids)
Biological process (GO): regulation of DNA-templated transcription; DNA-templated transcription
Molecular function (GO): DNA binding; DNA-binding transcription factor activity, RNA polymerase II-specific; zinc ion binding
Source: RefSeq, a predicted model, not a curated record